AUGGUUGUUAAAGACCUUCAGCCCUUUUCUGUAGUCGAAGACACGGGCUUUAAAGAUCUGCUCACUUACUUAGAACCAGGCUAUAAAAUACCUUCAAGGUACAUAUUAAGCAAUACUUUGCUGGAUGCACAUUACUCAGACGCUCAGAAACGUUUAAAGGAAGAAUUGCAAAGUGUAAAACAUAUCUCGAUUACUACCGAUGGUUGGACUUCAAGAGCCACAACUUCUUACCAAGCCGUUACGGCCCAUUAUUUAUUAAAUUGGGAACUAAAAUCAGCUUUAUUAGGAUGUUUUGAGUGCCAUGAGCGACAUACGGCUGAAUACAUAAAAAAUGAGUUGUGUAAUUUAUUGUCCUAUUGGGAAAUACAAAGUAAAAUAUUUGUCAGCGUUACAGACAAUGCAGCUAAUAUGAAAGCGGCUAUACGGUUAGCGAAAAUCGAACAUUUGCCGUGUGUCGCUCAUACACUCAAUUUGGUUGUGCGUGCGGGACUACAAGAUUCCGAAAUCGAGAGACUGAUUAAAAAAAUUAAAGCAAUUGUGGAGCAUUUUCACAGAAGUCCAGUGGCUACCAAAAAACUGAUUACAAUACAGGAGCAAAUGAGACCUAACCAAACGCUAUUGAAAUUGAAAAUGGACGUGGUCACCAGGUGGAAUAGCGCCUUGGACAUGAUUGAGCGGAUCUGUUUACUUCAGGAGCCUUUAGAAGCGGCUCUUGGAAUCCUCCACAGCCCGGUAGAAAACCUCUCGGAAAGUGAAUGGAAAUCACUUCCAGACAUUAUAAAAAUUUUGAAGCCAUUUAAGCAACUCACUGAAGAAAUUUCUUCGGAAAACAAAGUAACAGUAUCAAUAGUUUUAGCUGCUACUGAAGGUAUUAUAAGAACUUCCGACCAUUUAAAUACAGUUAUUCUUACAGAAAUUGCAAAGAAGCUAUUAAGCAAAGUAAUAAUGGAGUUCAAAAUGAGAUUCAAAAAUUGUCAUAGACAUCCACUACUAUCCAAAGCAGCGUUGUUAGAUCCGCGCUUCAAGAAGCUAGCAUUUACAUUUGAUUUAUCAAGUUAUGAGUCUGCUAAAGAUGCUCUAAAAACUGAGCUUGAAUGUAAUUUUAAUUUUCAUAAAGAGCAGUCAGGGAAUAUAAACAAACCCACCUCUGCAAUAGACACCGAUGGCCUUAGUGAUGUUGAAGGUUCAAUUUGGAAAGAUUUUGACGCUAUGGCAGAGUCGAACUCUGUUUAG
Messenger RNA from Rhagoletis pomonella (apple maggot), 1233 nucleotides. Its product is annotated as zinc finger BED domain-containing protein 1-like. The transcript has a single exon. The record is from RefSeq and is a predicted model, not a curated record. Bases 1 to 1233 code for a protein of 410 amino acids. Lineage: Eukaryota; Metazoa; Arthropoda; Insecta; Diptera; Tephritidae.